Molecule: messenger RNA, 1894 nt
Organism: Camelina sativa (false flax)
Lineage: Eukaryota; Viridiplantae; Streptophyta; Magnoliopsida; Brassicales; Brassicaceae
Cellular component (GO): membrane
Source: RefSeq, a predicted model, not a curated record
UUUAAUUUUUUUUUUUUGUCCAGUCUAAUUGGUCCUCCUCCUUCCUCAGCCUCCCCUUUCUUCUUCAGGUGGCGUCUGGUCUCUCUCUCUCUCUCGUCCCCAAGAAAAUCGCUUCUUUUUCUUUCCUUCUUCUUCUUCUUCUUUAUUAAACCCAAAAAAAAAAAAAAAAAAAAUCCUAACUUUGAGAAGAGAAGUGGUUCCAGAUGAUUCGAUGUUCAUUUCAGACAUGGAGCGAAAAACCCUAGCGACUACGCCUCCUUCCUUCUUCUUCUUCCACCUUCGAGGAGCAGCAUUUGGUUCAUCAAAGGCAUCUCAUUGUCUUCUCCUUCUCUCAUGUCUAUUGCUUUCCUCAGUCAAUACUUUGCAUAACUUAGCUGAGUAUGACUCUUUUGGUUCCAAUGGCUACUUCUACAACACUGAAACUCCUGCUACUAAGGGGUUUUAUGGUCAAGAUUCUCAGAGUGUAGCUAUCCCCAAAACUGACCACAAUGUUUGUCCCAGUUCUCAGUUGUUCUGUUUCCUUUCAGCUUUAAGAUCACAGAAUCAGUCUGAUCCAUUACCAUUUGUACCCUUUUUUGGGUUGUCGUCCUAUCCCAAGGAAUCGUUGAGUAGCUCUGCUCUGAGCAGAAAUAAUCUAUCUGGUGUUGUGUGGCUGUCUCUUAAGCCUGUCCACAUCAUAGAGUUUCAGCCUUUUACUGGAUUCUUUCACAUUGGAGACACCACUUGUUACAAGCCUUUGUCGAAAGAGCUCUAUACUAAGAAGAACACAAGGGAGCUGAGUAUUCCCACCAACACAAGGGAGUUGAGUGUUUUGGUUUCGAGAAAACAAUGUGGAGGAAAUGGUUUUGUGGUGAACCAUCAGAGUGAAGGGUUUUCACUAGAGCCAGGGGAAUCCAUCAAGUAUCUAUUUUUCUACCAGACUGAACUCUCUUGGGCAUCUGGAGUUGCUGUUUUUGCAGUACCUAUGAAGGCGACAGCACCUGUUUUGAUGCUUAAUCUCUGCAAGAAACCGGUCUUUUGGGUGCGGACUAAGAAAUUCUCAGUUGCGGUUCUUAUUGCUGCUGCUUUACUCAUUCUGAUGUUUUGCUUCAAUGAUCACUUCAUCGAGGAGAACAACAACAAGAGAAACCACAUGGAGUUGAGAGAAGUUGAGAAACCAUCCGCAUUCACAAUCUCCCCUGAAAUGAAUUCUCUGCUAAGAUCCAUAAGCAAAGAAAGCCUCCAAGGGUUGUUUAGUGAGGUUCCCAAGAACAGCAGCGUAAAGCCAGUUGCUUCUGUUUCUUCUGUUUCUUCUUCCCACGAAGAAGAAGCAUCAGAAGCUGUGAACCUCACUGUAAAGACUGCAAAAGACAAGAAGAGGCGCCGAAACAAGAAGAAGAAGAAAGGAGGAAUCAACGGAUUAACAUCUGAGCGCACAGAUGUUUCAAGCAGUCACAGCGGAAACUCAACUCCCAACUCUCCAAUGUCACCAGAACCACCAACUACUACUCGAGCCACAACAAAGCCCGUAAAGCCUCCUAAACCAGUCUUGUCACAUUCAGCAACGUUUCCGGUUUCAGGAGUUAAGUCAAUGAUCAUAGAACGUAGCUCUCUGGCUCCAAAUGUGAGAGCUCCUGGAGCAAACUCAAGAACCGAAGUGAAAGAAGAGAAGGCGAAAGAGUAUAAGUACGAUAUCUGGGGAGACCACUUGACAGGGCUUCAUUUGAUGGAUAGGUUUAAGGAAGUAAGAGAAGGUAAAAGCUGCUCAGGUUUUGAUGGAGAUGAGUGUGAGAGUUUCUUUGUUAAGGGUCCUCAGAACUUGUUGUUAGCAAACUCUGAUGCCAGGUUUGCAAGUUUUGGGAACCAAUGGGGCUUAUAAAGAAAUAAAUAAUAAUAAAAAACCAAAAGAUUAAAA